This is a messenger RNA of Epinephelus lanceolatus (giant grouper), 2994 nucleotides long. It is a transcript of the gene gsdmeb, whose product is annotated as gasdermin Eb. Gene Ontology annotation, cellular component: cytoplasm. Lineage: Eukaryota; Metazoa; Chordata; Actinopteri; Perciformes; Serranidae. Gene Ontology annotation, biological process: programmed cell death. The record is from RefSeq and is a predicted model, not a curated record.
UUUUGUCCACACAACAAGCUUCACUUCACUCGUGAAACUGUGAUGUGGAAACAGUGUGUUCUCUGAAAGUCUGACAGCCGCAAGCACAGUUUCAUCACUGACACAAGGACUGUGGCCUAACAGGAUUCAUCCAGCUGGGACAUGUUUGCCACAGCCACCAGAAACUUUGUGGAUGAGGUGGACCGUGGAGGUUUGCUGAUCCCAGUGUCCAGCCUGAAUGACACUAUAGCUCUUCUGACAGUGGUGGUGAAGCGCAAGCGUCUCUGGGUUUGGCAGAAGCCCAAGUAUGUUCCCACUGAUUUUAACCUCAACGAUCUACUAACAGGAGACACACCUAUAAAGCCAGGUGUCAUAGAGACAGACUUUAUCAAAUACAAUGGGACAUAUGGUGACAAGAUCCAAGGGACUGUGGCCUCGCAGUUUGUCCACUCCAGUGUGAGCCUGGAGGGUAAAGAUUCCUCCAAACUCCAGUUAUCGUUUGACAGUCUGAAGAAAGAGGAAGUGGAUGUGCAGAAGCUGUUGCUAGACUCCAAAGACCGGGUCCUGGAUAUGUCCCAUUGUCUGGUCCAGCAGACGAAGCAGAAGCACAGGCGGGUGUUUGGUAUCGUGAAGGAGCGUAUUGUGACUGCUCAGCCCUGUUCGGUCAUCGAGGAGGUGCAGAAGGGAGGAGAGUGUGGAGGAGGACUGAGCCUCUGCGGGCCCAAGAGCCCAAAGGUUGCAUUGAAGGAGAAUGGGAGCUUGAGUAAAGACAGUAACAUCACCAUGGAGAUUCCCGUCCAUACUACCAUUGCCUAUGCCCUUUUAGAGCUAGAGAUCAAACAAGAUGGACGCUAUGAGCUGUGUCUGUUGUCAGACACCGAUGGAGGUUUUGAGGUAGAUGGCCCAAAGGAAGGACUGUUUGGUGUCGUCGGAGCCCCAGCCUCUGAAAAUGACCACCUUCGACAAGAGCUGGAGCAAUUGAGUGAUCAUUUCCAGCUGCUUUCAGCUCUCCCUGCCACCACAAGGUCCUCUCUGCUCCAGCAAAUCACAAAUGUGAUGAAGGACAGAGGGGCCGUCAGUUCACUUCAGCAUGUGCUGGACCAGAUGCGCCUGGAUAAGAUACCUUCCCUGAGUGAUGUCACAGCAACAGACUCCCAAAAACAGAACAUCCAAGCAAUUCUGGACCUUUUGGAGGAGUCUGGUCAAGAGAAGUGCAAACCUCUCCUCACAGCUCUUCACCUCAUCAUCAGUGCCAUGGAUGAGAUGAAAAAUGAUUGUCUUGCUGUCUUGGGAAUGUGCUGCCGCCUCACAGUGUUACCGGCUCUUGAGCUACUGGUGCAGUGCGUAACGGGCAAGGGGGAGUUACCUCGGGGCAGCGCAGGCCUGGCUGCACUGACAGAAGACGUCUAUGAAAAGACUGAACAUCUGUUUGCUUCCUCUAAUGUGUCUUUGACGAGAGAUGAGGACACUGUAAAGACAUACAUAAACCACGUGCCAGGAAACCUCGCUCUGGUCCUGUGUAUUGCUGUCAGAGGCCUCGCCUCAUUGGCCCACAGUGAUUGAACCGGAGACACCUUUAUAUCCACCAGAAACUUGAUACACUCCACUGGAAUGAGGUAAAGGGGAUCACGUAGAUCGUUUUAUUUAUCGUUAUUUUCUCUUUAUGGUGCAGUGGAAUGUCCUCUAAAACAGACAUUUUACUGCAGGGUGCUGUUGUAUAAAUAUAACUGUGAUAAAACAGUCAGUCAAUGCUUUAAGUCAAUCUUAAAAAAAUCUGACAAUCAAUUGGUCAUAGAUUUUGGACUGUAUGACAUCACCUCAGGUUCUUGCAAAGUGUGAGGGGCCUUUUUUUUUCUUUUUUUUUUUUUUUUACCUUUUUUCAGAUUUUAUCAAGGAAAAAGAACGAUCAAAAAACAAUUCAUUACAAUCCUAAAAUGAUCCACUUAGUCAUUAUUGUUUAUUGUCAAGUAAGGGAUAGACCCCUACACAUUGUGCGUUUCAGCUAAGGUAAGCUAAUCAAACCCCAAAAUUUUCAAGUGGCCAUGGUGUAAUAAAAAAUAACUAUCAGCUGCAGCCCUGAAAUAUGAUAUUCUAUGGGCCACAGCUAAAUUCUGAUUGAUGUGCACAAUCUUUGAUAUAAAACUUUGACUAGAAUUUACAUUUUUAUCAUGGCACUUACUGGCGGUAGCAGCAUCAAUAUCAACACCAAUUUGAAUAUGAUAUUCAAAUUUUAGUCUGAAUGAAAAUGAAUGAAGAGUCUUAAAUCGCAGGCCCAUGGUUCUUAACUGUGUUAUUUUGGGUGAUAGUAUUUUAAGGAAGCAUCUCUUUAUCAAGUUCUCAUGUAAUUACAGUUUUAUCUACAGUAGGAUUUUUAUGUAAGUGUAUUAUCUGUCAAUGUCAUGAAAACCAUUAAACCACCAAUUAUAACCCUCACCUUUUAAAAUGACACUACAUAUUAUUUUAUAUAGGCUUUAAUUUCACUUCUCAGCCCUGAAGGAUCACCAGAACUCUGAAUCUGUAAGGCAGGUAUACUCAACUUGCACUUUUGCAAAUUGCCAGGAGGCCAGUUAAUAAAGAAACAUUAAUAAUUAAUAUUGAAAUAAUUAGUCCUCUGGCACUAAACAACCUCUGUUUUAAUGUUUUCUAUAUGCACUCUGGCACCUUAUUUACAUUAUAAGUACAAAAAAUCCCAGUCUAGAUCAAUUUACAUUUUAUUCUAAAUUAGAAAAUGGUCUGAGGGCCACCUGAUACCCUAACGAGAGCCAGAUUUGGCCCAUCGGCCGCAAGUUGAGUAUCACUGCUGUAGGAUAUCUUGUAGUCAACAUUCUUUUUGGCUGUUGUUCGUUUCUCUUUUAUAACUUUUCUUAGUUUAGUUUACUUAGUUUCUUAGUUUCACUGUGCCACUAAUUGUUAAGUAUUAUUUCAGAUUUUAGCAAUAUUGUAAAUUGUUCAAAUUCUUUACCGUUUGUGUCCUUUUUGUCUGUUUCUCUAUAAAAACAUCACAAAAAAACAAAA